GCUGCCUGCAAGAAGCACAGACAAGACAGGGGAGAGAGAUCGGCAGCUUUCAUUAUAAUCCCAGCUGCACUGAUCUAUCAAGGUCAAUGAUUUUCCCUGGGAAACUUACAGGGGGCAUGUUUUAAGGACAUCCAAAAGUUGGAAUCAACCAUACUCCCUCCUCUUUUACCACAGCUCCUGCUUUCUCCCCUGCGAUGAGCUGCACAGUAUAUAUAAAAGCUGGCUGUGAAUAUAGACUUCACACAUACCCCUUCACAAGUUUGACCAGCUAAACUAGCUGCAACAUCUCCUGCAACUUUAUUGCUCCUAAAUGUAACAAGGAUUUAGGAAGAACCUGCAGGCACUUCAGCCUCUGCACACAACUUCAAAGAGCAAGCAGAGGGAAAUCAGAAAGGAUUUUUUUUUUUGAAAGCCAAGACUCUUUGUAGACAGACAUAAAUUUAUGAAUGUAACAAUGGAUGCCCUCUGUGCCUGGGAAUGGGUUGAGCCAGCAAAUCAAAUCAGAAUUAUGGCUCCUGUGCCAUUGUAGAGCACAUUAACAUGCAUAAACCACUCAUGGAUGUUAAAGCUGUGGAAUAUUAAAGUCUUCCCAUGAAGACAUGUUUCUGGAAGCUAUCAGUCAGGUAUCCUUGAUAAGGUGAGAAUGUGUAAGCACGUCUAGUUUCUUGCAGAUCUGAGGUAGUUAUGGUUAAGCCAAUUAGAUUUUUUAUUUCAUGAAUUUAGCUAGUUGAGUGCUCAGUUACCCACGAUGGAGCAACAAAACAUUGAAUGUCAACCAGCUUCAAGUUCUGACCAUCUGAAUGUCUCCUUCACCAACUACUCCUAUGAUGGUAGAAGUUGUAUCCCAGGCAUGGACAGCUAUGAUGAGGAACCUGGGUGGUCCUUCUGGAAGAUCAUUCUAACCAUUAUCAUGGCUCUAAUUACUCUAGCCACUUUGUUGUCCAAUGGAUUUGUAAUCGCCACAGUCUAUCAGACCAGAAAAUUGCACACUCCAGCCAACUAUCUCAUAGCUUCUUUGGCUUUUACAGAUCUUUUAGUGUCUAUUCUUGUUUUGCCAAUCGCCACCUUAUAUACUGUGACUGGUAAGUGGAAUUUGGGGCUGAUUAUUUGUGAUAUGUGGUUAUCAUCAGAUAUCACCUGUUGCACUGCAUCGAUCCUUCAUUUAUGUGUCAUAGCACUGGACAGAUAUUGGGCAAUCACUGAUGCUGUUGAAUAUACUAAGAAAAGGACUCCAAAACGAGCCGUUAUAAUGAUAGCUCUUGUAUGGGUCUUCUCCAUAUCAAUUUCAAUGCCCCCUCUUUUCUGGCGACAGGCAAAAGCUGAAGAGCUCACUGUGUGCACAGUGAAUACAGAUCAUGUUUUGUAUACUGUGUAUUCCACCGUUGGAGCUUUUUACCUUCCUACAUUACUUCUGAUUGCUCUUUAUGGAAGAAUCUAUGUAGAAGCCAGAUCUAGAAUUUUGAAGCAAUCUCCCAAAAGCACAGGAAAACGGUUGACAAGGGCUCACCUAAUCACAGAUUCUCCAGGAUCUUCAUCAGUGUCCUCCAUAAACUCAAGGACUCCAGAUAUGGCAAGUGACACAGGGUCACCAGUAUAUUUGAACCAGGUCAAGGUUAAGGUUUCUGAUGCCCUCCUUGAGAAGAAGAAAAUAAUGGCAGCUAGAGAAAGGAAGGCUACCAAGACUUUGGGAGUUAUCCUUGGAGCCUACAUUGUCUGUUGGUUACCCUUUUUCAUCAUCUCAUUGGUUAUGCCUAUUUGCAAAGACGCUUGCUGGUUUCACCCUGCUAUUUUUGACUUUUUUAAUUGGCUGGGAUAUCUGAACUCCUUAAUAAAUCCAAUCAUUUACACUAUGUCCAAUGAAGACUUCAAGCAAGCCUUUCACAAACUGAUACAUCGUUUAACGUGUCCACCCUGAAUACAUCUUCAUAUUUCUCAAAGACACAUGAAUGCAAUUGUAUGGGUCUCACAUCACAGAACCAAGUCGAUAUUGUAAAGAACCACUGCCUGAAAGUCCCCAUCCUGAGUUGUCAGACUCAUGAGAGCUUCUGAGCAAAACGUCAAUACAUACUGCCACCCUUCUGUUCAGCUCUGCAUUUCACUAUUUUGGCUCUUGCAAUGAUGCUGCUUAAAUAUUUACUCAUGUCUCAAAUGCAAGGAGGGCAACUCCAAACCCAUGAUUACAAAUGACAUACGGAUUGGAAAAACUUAACAUAAAUAUUUAACUUUUGUUAUACUAUGUAUUUUUUUUUCUUCUUGACAUUACAACCUGUAAAAUCCAUUUUGCAUCACUAACCUUU
This is a messenger RNA of Pelobates fuscus (common spadefoot toad), 2297 nucleotides long. RefSeq names its product 5-hydroxytryptamine receptor 1B (gene HTR1B). Gene Ontology annotation, cellular component: plasma membrane. Gene Ontology annotation, biological process: regulation of behavior; vasoconstriction; adenylate cyclase-activating adrenergic receptor signaling pathway. The transcript is spliced from 3 exons. Gene Ontology annotation, molecular function: dopamine neurotransmitter receptor activity, coupled via Gs; G protein-coupled serotonin receptor activity. The record is from RefSeq and is a predicted model, not a curated record. The coding region runs from base 749 to 1915 and encodes 388 amino acids. Lineage: Eukaryota; Metazoa; Chordata; Amphibia; Anura; Pelobatidae.